Molecule: messenger RNA, 4321 nt
Organism: Saccostrea echinata
Lineage: Eukaryota; Metazoa; Mollusca; Bivalvia; Ostreida; Ostreidae
Product: eukaryotic elongation factor 2 kinase-like
Exons: 12
Coding region: 190-2298 (702 amino acids)
Biological process (GO): protein phosphorylation
Molecular function (GO): calcium ion binding; ATP binding; calmodulin binding
Source: RefSeq, a predicted model, not a curated record
AUAACUUACAUCCUUGGGUCGAGAAAUUUCUGACACAAGAAAUUCAACAUGGACAAGGAACGUAUUUUACAUGGAAUUCCAAAUGACAGGAAUAUUUAUGGAUACAAUUCAACAAAUAUUAUUUGAUUUUGUGUUUUGAAUAAAACUUACAACAGGACAUUCAGGUGAAAGAGAAGUCCACCAUUGACUAUGUCUCAAUCGAUUUCAUCCACUGAAAGUGAUGGGGACAUCAUACUGUACCCAUUAACUUACUUUACCGAUGAUGAAGAAGAACAAGACCAAGAUGAGAGUUCUAAUGAUGCGUCCGAUGAGAGAGAUUCAGAAAAUGAGGUGGAGGAAAGCAAACCGAAAGCUCAUAUGACCCUAAGACAGAGGCGACUCUCUAAAUCGUACUCCCCUCUCGCAAAUUUAAAAUUGAAAGUAAAAGCUGGUCAGACCCGUGCUCAUAAUCGCUGGAUUUCAGCAAUCAAAAAAGCAAGGGAUUUGUCAGACCCCUGGGCCAGUUUUCACAUAGAGGACAUAGUAACAGAAACUUGUAUCAGACAUAGGUACAACCCACACAGAAAAACAUGGACAAAGGAUGAAGUUCAAGUCAAGAUGAUGCAAAAGCCCUUCAAUCGUGGUGCAAUGAGACAGUGUUUUAGACUGAAGAAGAUCUCAACAUUCUCACGUAGUGGUGACUGGAGAAAUGCGCAGAAUUAUGUUGCCAAGCGAUACAUUGAAGAUGUGGAUCGUGAAGUUUAUUUCCAAGAUGUCCGUCUGCAGAUGGAUGCAAAAGUCUGGGGAGAGGAAUAUAACAGGCAUAACCCCCCGAAAAAGGUGGACAUCUUUCAGAUGUACAUUCUGGAGUUCAAGGAGAGACCAGGAGAGCCCUUGUACCAUUUGGAACACUUCAUUGAAGGAGAAUAUAUCAAGUACAACUCAAACUCAGGUUUUGUUGAUGAAAAUCUCCGCUACACUCCUCAGGCAUUCAGCCAUUUUACAUUUGAGCGUUCAGGCCAUACCUUGAUUGUGGUGGACAUUCAGGGGGUGGGGGAUCUAUACACAGAUCCCCAGAUACACACUGUGGGAUCAGGUGAAUAUGGGGAUGGAAAUCUUGGAGCCAAGGGUAUGGCUCUGUUCUUCCACACUCACAUCUGUAAUGAUAUUUGUCACAGCCUCAAUCUCACUGAGUUUGACUUGUCCCCAAAAGAGAUAGCAUCAAAUAAAGAUUUUUUGAGAGCACAGAGGAAGUCGAUGAUAAAGACUAAAAUCCGCGGAGAAGUAGAACAGUGCCUCUCUCUGUCUCCAUCCACAGAGAAAGUUGACAUCACAAGAUUCCUUGAUCGCCAGCGGUCAUCUUCCUCGGUGCUCAGUGAUGGUCACACACCACCAACUGACCCUGAAAGCACCAGCAAUGAUGAGGAACCAAUGUCCCUAGACAGCCCCAGUCCAAGACCAUUUGGGGUUCGAUUCAGAUCACCUAGUGACACAGAUAGCCAGUCAUCCAUGACAAGAGAGGGAUCCAGAAAUAAAAGUGAGAGGUUCAUGGCCAUAGAGGAGGAGAGGGCUGAAUUCAGUAGGAUGGCAGGUCAGCACGCCAGACCAUCUUGUGUGGCCCUAGAGAAAGACUUCCGGAAAUUAAUGAACCACAAGAUUGGAGACUCCAUCUUGGGCAAAGUUCACCAUGAAAUGGCUAAAUACCACGAGGUCGGAAAGUUUGUUGUUGGGAAAACAGUAAACGAUGAAAAUGAAAUUGACUGGGAGUCAGCCAUCUUUCACGAGGAACAUGCCGCAGAGCUUGGAGAGCUGGAGGCCAUGGUAACCAUGGCCAGACUGUAUCUAGGAAUCGACAGGGAUGUCCUGGUCAACUGUGUGGUGGAGCCAAGUGAUGAGCACACUAAUCGAGGAGUGGACUUCAUGGUAGAGGCUGCUGAAGCAGGGGAUAGGGGGGCCAUGGUCUACAUGGCCAGAGCUUUUGAAACUGGACAGGGACUGGGCACUUGCAGGUCCAUUUCCUGGGAGGAUGCAGUUUAUUGGUAUGAGCAGGCAGUGAAGACCCAGGAUAACGAUGAAGGGGGCCAGUACGACUGUACAAUCAAUGAUCCUGCCUACCAGCUGAUGGCUAAACAGGCAGAGCUUUAUAGACAGGGAGGGCAUGGGUUACAGAAGGACCCCCAGAGAGCAGGAGAACUCUAUAAUGAGGCAGCUGAAGCUGCUAUGGAAGCCAUGAAGGGUCGUCUGGCCACCAAGUAUUUCACCCUGGCAGAGGAGGCAUAUGGUGAAAUGGAGGAGGACAAGGAGGAAACAACUGGGUAGGAGAGGGAGGACACAGCUGGAGGAAGGGGCCCCAAGUAGGGGAUUUAAGUGCUAUGGGAAAAAACACUGUAAAUAACAAUUUAUUUUUGAAGGUUGUACAUUGUAUUUUGGCAGUGACCUAUACCUGGAACAUGGUUACUAUAGCAUAAAAGAGUUUUCAAAUUUGUAGAUCUUUUUUAAUUCAGUCAUUAUUAGUCAUAUGCAACUCUUGCUUUGAAACCGAGAAACCUUAUACUGUUCUAAUGUUCCAAGCAUAUUUGUGAAAACAUUGAAAUCACAUGUUUUGUUAUGAUAUUUUUUUCUUCUUCUUCUCUAUUCUGUGUUCUGAUCUCGAACUUGUCUUCAAGUUUUUGUCUUUGAGAGAUUUUAGUACAUGUAUUAAGAAGUAUUUUAUUUUUUGUGCUCAGUAAACACUGUAUGUUAAACUUUGUUUAUUUUAUUGGAAUUCACUAUUUUUGUAUUUUGUCAUUGGUGUCUUUUACAGUUAUCAAUCUUUUUUCAAUAUUUACAUGUAGUGGGAAAUCCAAGUUUAUAACCAGUAAAUUUAUCCACAGCAAGGUUCUAGUUAAUGAUUUACAAAUUAAACAAGAUUUGAAAGUUUUUCAUAUUCCUAUUCAGCAUGUAAAUACCUCUCUUAAUUUUUUAAUCAUUUUUCAAGAAAGUGUUUUAUAUUAAGGCUCCAAUGAUUCUAUGAUGUCAAGUAACCUCAUUUAUUUUUGUAUGUUGUUAUUUUUUAAUGAUUUUACAGCUGUUGUGCAUAUAACCUUGCUUAUCAUCUAUUACCUGCGUGGCUUUUUUCUUGCCUGAUUUUAGUCAAAGAAGCAAAUUUGGUUAUUAAAAGUGCAUGGGUUCAUAACUAGUCAUUUAAAAUUCACUACAAUCUAAAUGUAGAUUUAAUUUUGUGUGUUCAGCUAACAAAUAAAAUCACUGGUAAUCAUAGUUAAAAUAGAAAUGUGUUCAAUACUUUUCAUACUUGAAGGACAAUUUCCUACGAGAAAUAUUUUUUUACAUUUUCUACUUUUCUUUAAUGUGAUUAAAUCAAAUUAAAUAAUUAACAAAGGCAAGUAUUUGCUUUCAUAUUUACAUUAAUUAUGCAACACAUUGUCCUGCUUUUCCUAAAAUUUUGUGAUAAAUUUUCUGUUGUGAAGAUGUGUGUUUAACAGUCUUUCAUAUCCACCACUUUUCUUUUUCUCAAAUUUGCUGUGAUUUUUUUUCUUGUCACUUUCAGCCACUAAUAAUACUCUUACUUUAUGCAAUACACAUAUUUUGCUAAUUAACAAUAUUUUAUUUUUAAAAUGUGUAUUUUUGCCACAUUUUUAGGGGGGAGGGGUGUAUGUGUUAAAUAAUCAGGCCUCUGCAUUUGUAAAAGCAAGGAUACACAGAUUUGACUUCAUCCAGAAAGCAGGAUAUACACUGUACAUGUACAUUUAACAUGAGAAUUUAAAAUUGAGUGCAGAAAUUUUGGAGGGGGUGAAUUUCACAAAAAUCUCAGAUUUUAAAAAGUCCUGUUUAAAAGAUUGAUUUUACAUCUCAAGCACUCAAAAGUUUUGUGAUGUAUUAAAGGGGAUUAGUUUUUAUAAGAAACCCUUUUUAACAAAACCAUGUAGUUUACCACUAGAUAUAUGGAUCUAGGAACAUUGUAGGAACAUUUGUGCCAUUAGUAAAUUGUUUUGUCUGGUCUUUAGUAUUACAGUAUUCCAGGAUUAUUUUAGUAUUCCAAGACUCAAGUGAACUUUUAUUUUCACUCUAAAUUUCAUAUAGUCGUAUAUUGUGUCAUUGGCUUAAUUCAUUGUUUUAAUUUGGCAUGUCUUCAGGUUACAGUCACUUUUAAACAGAUUAAUUUGUUAUUGGUGCUUGUUGAUCUGUUUGUGUGUUAUAGGCUGGAAGACAUGACAAACAUUCAUGCAUGCUAUUCAACCAUAGAUAAGCAUUGUUAGUACAUGUAAUUACUGUUAAACAUGCAUAAUGUUUUAAAACAGCUGUUAAUUUGACUUUUUAUCUCACAAUAAAUGUUAAACUGUUA